UCCACCGGAAAUAUCUCUGUCGCCGCCGGCACCGGCCGCCGCCGCUUUCCCGCCGGCUGCGCCAUGCUCCGGGUUCGAGAGUACGUCGUUUCCCGUCUCCUCUCCUCCUCCUCCUAUCUUCACCGCCUCCUCUCCGCAGCAGCAUCCCCCAUUUCUCUGAACCCCGGUGGAUUCGCCGUCGAGGAGUACCUCGUCGACACCUGCGGCCUCACCCGUCCCCAAGCCCUCAAGGCCUCCAUGAAGCUCUCCCACCUCAACUCCCCCGCCAAACCCGACGCCGUCCUCGCCUUCCUCGCCGGCAUCGGCCUCUCCGGCGCCGACGCCGCCGCCGUCGUCGCCAAAGAUCCGCUCUUCCUCCGCACUAAAGUGGACCAAACCCUGGCCCCUAAGGUCGUCGGGCUCACUGGCCUAGGUCUAUCGAGUCCUGACAUCGCCCACCUCGUCUCCCUCACCCCCGACUGCUUCCGCCGUAGAUCCAUAGUCUCCAAGAUGCACUACUACCUGCCCCUGUUCGGCUCCUUCCACAACUUCCUCCGGGUGCUCAAGCGGGGAGGAUCCCACCUUCUGUCAUCGGACCUCGACAAGGUUGUCAAGCCCAAUGUUGUGUUCCUGAGGGAGUGCGGGGUAGGUGAUUGUGAUAUUGCCAAGCUGUGUGUCCCUGUGCCGAGGAUGCUGACCACCAACCCGGAGCGCGUCCGUGCGAUGGUGGCAUGUGCUGAAAGAUUAGGUGUGCCCCGUGGCGCUGGGAUGUUCAGGCACGCGCUGCAGGCUGUCGCGUUUCUCACCGAGGAGAAGAUCGCCGCCAGAUUGGACUACUUGAAGUAUAUGUUUGGGUGGUCUGAUGCCGAAGCAAGCAUUGUUCUGCGCAGGUAUCCUAGUGUGCUGAGGAAGUCAAAGGAAUCUCUGAAGCACAGGUCUGAGUUCCUGGUCUCUGAGGUGGGGUUGGAACCGGCGUACAUUGCUCAUCGUCCGGCGUUGCUCUCUUACAGCAUGGAGGGCCGUCUCAGACCCAGGUACUAUGUUAUCAAGUUCCUUGAGGCAAAUGGAUUGUUAGGUCAGUACCGGGACUACUUUAGCAUAGUCAUGCUGAGUGAGAAGAUAUUUGUGGAGAAGUUCAUAUGCCCUCACAAGGAAGCUGCACCACUCCUUGCUGAGGACUAUGCAACAGCUUGCAAAGGGGAAGUGCCAACUAAUUUCAGAUUUACAUGAACAAAAAAGGGAUAUGGAAAUUGAUUACAAUGUAUGGUGCAACAAAGUUAUCACCUUGCAUGUAACCUAUUAGUACUUCCUGUUUCGAUGUUCUUUUCCUAAGAUGAUGUUGGUUGUUUUCUGUAGUACGCCUGUUGCUAAAUGCUAACUCCCUAUGAAACUGAUAAUUUGAUUCCUGAACCCCUAUUUGUUGAUGUUGUCAUUCCUUAGAGAAGAUCUCUGUAAAUGAGAAGGCCAUGGCUAUAUAUGUGAUUCCAACUUGCAUUGAAGAUCAUAGAAAUUGGAUGUGUGGGUCGACCAAUCUUAUGAUGAAACCAGCACCAUGAAACCAGAAAGCAAAAGAGUAAUGCUGUGUCAGUUUCCACCGAAAUGUAUCAGUAUGAUCUACUUUCAUGCCAAACUUUAUCUGUGUGGUCUAGUUUAGGAAGUGAUCAUCUGUGCGGUGACUCCAACCCAUUCUAUUGGCCUCUGUCCUGUUGUGUCUGCACUCUGCAGAGCAUCAGCAGAUCUGGGCUGCCGCUGUUAUUUUUUCCUGCUUAGUGACUUGAACUGAGGUACGUUGACUCUCUUUUCUUGAACGUCAUGAUCAAAAUAGAGAAGAACUUAACAGACGCAAGAGGGUGGGAAAAUGAAACACUUAGCAAAUUUGAUGAAGUGGCCUACUAAAGCAUGAUCAACAGACGAGUCUAAAUCAUUAACAUCUGUUAUUGUUUGUGAGAACUAAGCAAUGAAGAUGGCAUGAAUUGGUCUUGUCAGAGUCUACUAUUCAGUGCUUGCAUAUGUGAUAUUCCAACUGUUCACAAAACUGCAUGUAUAUCUUUUGGCUAUAAAACUAUUGUUGAACUGUAGAUUCAGAAAAUCUGUUUGGCAUAGCUCAAAACUAUCUGCCUUCACUCAAACCAAAGCUGUUCGAUAUCAUGAAAUAAGCAACAUGACUCUUGUGAAACCAUAUAUCUUAAAUUUGCAAUUUGCAAGCUGGGUUUUUUGUUUCUUGUGCUUUAUCUUUUAAAACUUCGUCAGGACUCAGGAGUUAGUAACAUAAUUAAUAGUAAGGUGCAAUCUCGCUCAUUUAGUUACAUUCUUCAGUUCAGACUUUGUAGAACCAGAGCUGUUUUACCAAUAUUUUCCGUUACCACACCCGCAUCUGUAUGACACAAGUUCUUAUGUUUUCAGAACACUAUGAUUGGGCUUAAUUAUUUCUGUUAAUAAAUCACUUUCUCAUCUUAAAAUACAUCGGUGAUUACUGGAGUUCGAGAGAGAGAUUUUUUUUAUUGUUUCCAGAUGACCAAGAUAUGGCAAAGCCCUUCAUAUGGGAUUCAAGGGAAACAUGCAACAUAUGUGUUGCAUUAUGUAAGCUAAGCUGGAUUAUUGAAGUAAUUGUUCUUCAGGCAUUCCUUUAUAUCUUCUUAAUAUGAUGUUGAGAUACCUAUGGUGGCUCCUCUGUAGUGUUUGCAUUUCUUGGAAAUCUUUUCCUUUGGCUUAUAGAUAGUAGAUGUCUGUGAGAUUCACAGACAUUAGUUGCCCAGUAGCUUCUCAGAAGCAGUUUAGCUUCCUUAAUAAAUUUUUUGUUUCAGACCUACAUUCAGUCAGUCAUCCAUUGGCUGUUUAGUUCUGUGAAGCACCUAGAUUGUUUGUCUUGCAUAAUUUGUGUAGCUUCUAUAAACGGUCUCGUGAAUAAAAGACUGCCGCACCAGUGUUAGUUUC
This is a messenger RNA of Triticum dicoccoides, 2913 nucleotides long. RefSeq names its product transcription termination factor MTERF8, chloroplastic-like. The transcript has a single exon. The coding region runs from base 64 to 1209 and encodes 381 amino acids. Gene Ontology annotation, molecular function: double-stranded DNA binding. NCBI's taxonomy places the organism in Eukaryota, Viridiplantae, Streptophyta, Magnoliopsida, Poales, Poaceae. Gene Ontology annotation, biological process: regulation of DNA-templated transcription. The record is from RefSeq and is a predicted model, not a curated record.